Molecule: messenger RNA, 360 nt
Organism: Penicillium canariense
Lineage: Eukaryota; Fungi; Ascomycota; Eurotiomycetes; Eurotiales; Aspergillaceae
Exons: 3
Coding region: 1-360 (119 amino acids)
Source: RefSeq, a predicted model, not a curated record
AUGUAUGCAGCCUUGAUUAAGCACCAGGUUAUCAGGCCAUCUGCGCUUCACAUUACCAAAUUCGCGAGAGCAUCUGUCUCUGGCAAAACCCACCCCAAUACCAAGGGAAAUGAGGAAUUCUUCCUUAAUACGACAUUUCCCGAUGAUUUCGAAUCAACGCCCUUGAAUCCUGAGGCCCUCGAGAAACAGGCUCAGAAAGCGAAAGGUCAAAGCUCUGAUGUACAUUAUAGCACCGCCGAUAUUGCGGCGCACAAAGCCGACAUCUACGAAAGUAUUUACCCCACGGAAGGGAAGAAGGGAGCAAAGGGAAAGAAGAGCCAGGAUCUACCGGACCAAGUGCCUAAUAUAGAUGAAAUGUAA